UCGCAGUAGUUUUUGCGAUAUCGCGGCGUGCACAACGACCAAAAAAAAAAAAAGAGCAGAGGGUCUGGUAUCGUUUCGUACACGAUACGUUUCUCGAGUCCUUGUGCUCAUGAGUUAGUUUGUUUACUAUCUAUUUUCACUUAAGAAACAUGGAUUCAAAAGUCAAAUCGACCGAUCGAUAUCACGCGAACAUUCAAUAUGCCCCAGCAUCAAAUAAAACAGGCGCAUCGAGUAGAGGGACAAAAAGCUCGAGCCCUACGAACCAAAGUUUUCUUUAUAAAAAAGUUCUUUUAGUAGUAGUAUUAUUUUUAUUCAUGGUCUUACUUCUAUUCACCUGCACUGGCUUAUUAUACUUGCAAACUUCCGAAGCUCAAUUCUGGCAUAAACAGCUGAAAGUAUUGAAAUACUUUAAUUACGGAACCGGAGAUAUCGAGCCACCGGACUAUAAGAUGUAUCAGGGAAAAUCUGAAGUGUUCACAGAUAAUAAAGACGCAGGUCCUGAAAAAUAUUCGUUUGCAUUCAUGCCGACCGAGAAGCCGAAUGUACAACUUCUACGUAAUAUGCGUGUGAAGCGCCAGAAACGCCAAGUCGAUACAGGUAACUUCGAUUGCGCUGCCAGGAAGGACGAAUGUCAGCUGAUUUUACAAGGUUUUAACGACAUGACGAAGGACGCGCUGGAGAAAAUCAAGCACUUGCAGAAGACCCUGGUGCAGCACAACUUCGUGACGGAAAACGACCCGAAGAAUCUGAUGUUUCGCCGGGUGAUGGACUGCCUGCGCUGUCGCAACGCCCAGGCGCAGGACAGCAACGUCUAUCCGGAGGCAGCACACGCGCAAGCGGCGGGCGUCGGCCGACAACUCGACGACGGCAAUUCCGACAUGGUGCCCGAGCUCGAGUACAUGAGGCCGUUCCUGGAGAACAUGCCGUACGCGGACAUCAACGACAACGUGAUCGACGGCCAGAACAAUCGCCACUACGACGAGGACGCCGAGCGCGUCGCCAAGGCACCCGUGGUCGGCGCCAAGCAGGUGAUCGAGACGGUGCGCAACAGCACCACCACCAUCGACGGCAGGAAGGUCUGGAACAUCGUGAAAAAUACAACUGUCGUCGAGGACGACGCCAACCAAGAAACGACCAUGAAACCCGCCACGGCAUUUCGCUCAGGCGGCCGAGGCGACGAGUCUCACGUGACGCGCAACAUCGACCAGACGCCGAUCAUACUGCCGACCGCCGAGACAAUGAAGACGAGCCAGCAGAUCCAGUUCACGCCGCAGAGUAGCUGGCCUAGCAUUCCCAUGUGCUUCUACGUGCCCCCGUCCGCGGCGAAUUCCUAUCCGUUCAAGCCAGCCUCGGGCAACGGCGGUGGUGCCGGUCCUGGCGGCAACGCCAACAACAAUCCCGGAUCUCCCUUCUUCUCUCCGUACAACGUGCCGCAACAAGGUUUACCCAAUCAGCAGAAAUUCUUCCCGAUGGGCAAUCAGCCGGGCUACCCUCCGAUGCAUCCCAUGCAGAUGCAAAUGCAAAUACCGAUGGCGAUGCCCAUGCCGAUGCCCAUGGCCAUGUCCAUGAUGGGAUCGCCGAUGAUGGGCUUCCCACCGAUGCAGCCGCCGAACAUGCCCUAUUAUUGCACCUACAUGCCGAUGCCGCCGAAUAUCCAGCAGCCGCAGCCACAGUUGCAGCCACAACCACAGCCACAGCCACAGCCUCAGCCGCCUCAAUUUCCGCCCAACUAUUUUCCUUACAUGCAGCCACCGCCCAACAUGAACGACUAUCCGUACAAUUUCAUGGCCAAAUCGGCGGACGGCAACGUGAUGUCGACGACCGAGUUGCCCGACGCCAAUAGAGUUGCAGCAGCGCAGAGAAAUAACCAAUUCGACACGCCCGAUGAUAAACAAUGGCCCGACGGCUUGGCAAAAAAAAAUUGCACACAAUCGAUGGAUCAACAAGUACAAGAACGCCUGCUCCAAUCGACAGAGUGCGACGGCUUCACGUGUCCGCCGCCCUACGCCCAGUGCAUCUCCCACGAACAGCGCUGCGACGGCCGGGUCGACUGCUUCGGCGCCGAGGACGAGCUCGACUGCCAGCCGGACCUGUACUACGCCCGCGCCGCCAAGGCCUUCCCCAACUGGUAUCAGCUGAGCGAGCAGCAGCGCCAGGUCGCGGCGGCCACCCACACGGCCACCAUCCAGGCGAUCAACGAGCAAGCCACCAAGUUCUACGAGCAGUGGAGAAAUCAGAUGUCCGCGAAUCAGUACGCACAGGGCUGGACGCUGCCUUUCGAUCAAUCGGCCGGCCAGGGGGCGAUCGCCAACCAGCCGCUGCAGCAGCAGCCUGGCCAGGUCGACGGAUCUCCGCCACUGACGACUCCGGUACCGGUGCAGCUCGCCACGAUGUCCAUCAACGAACCCACGUCCGCGAUUUACGUGUCGCCGACUCAAGACUUCUCGACGACGAGGCUCGUGUCACCGGUGCCGUCGGCGGCGCCGCCGACCACCGCCAAGUACGACGAGUCCGAGCAGACGACCUAUCCGAUCUCCUUGCAAGAAACGCCCCAGCUGUUCCAUUGCAAAAGAAUCACGCAGACGAUUCCGCUGGAGAAGCGAUGCGACAACGAGUACGACUGCGAGGACAUUUCCGACGAGCAGAACUGCACCUGCAAGGAGUAUCUGAGAAACACGAAUCCCUCGGCUAUUUGCGACGGCCACGUCGACUGUCACGAUGGAACGGACGAGGAGAAUUGCGGAAUUUGCAAGGACGACGAGUAUCACUGUCACAGGAGUGGAAGCUGCAUACCGGCCUAUCGCAAGUGCGAUCAAAUCAUGGACUGCAAGCUCAACGAGGACGAGUUGGACUGCUUCACGCUGACCGAUGGAAAUCACGUGAACUUGGACAUGGACAAGAGGCCGCACUUGAACAUGGAAGGCGUCGUCACGAGCUACGGUAACGGAGAGUGGCAGCCGACGUGCUUCCGCCAGCAGUUCCUCGGCAACGACAAGCGCCGCGAGGCCGGCGAGAAAUUCUGCGAGUAUCUCGGCUUCAAGAGCGUCGAGGAGACCCUGGAGACGACGGUGCGCAAGGCGCCGCUGCAGCUCAGGCAGUCCGGCAAGAACGCCACGCUGGGCUACGAGUACCCGCCGAGGCUGCACGCGAUCCAGAAGCGCGACACCAACGACACGUGCACGGGCCUGCAGAUACGCUGCAAGCCGAUCCUCGACAAGAAGCUCACCGUCCAUCUGAAAAUCAAUCAGCGCACCGGCGAGCGAACCUUCCUCUGGCCCUGGGAGGCCUUGAUAUUCGUCGAGGGCAGGUACGCCUGCUCGGCCGUCAUCCUCGACGAGCACUGGAUACUCGCCAACACGGCCUGCCACGAGGGACUCGACGUGAAUCAAAAUUACACGACCGCCGUCAUGGGCUCGUCCUCGCCGAGCUUGCUCAUGAGCAGUCCGUAUCAGCAGGUGACCAGGAUCAUAGAAACGAGACCGGUGGAAAAAUCCGACGCGAUCCUGCUUCGCUUGGAGAACAAAGUCAAUAUGACGAGAUACGUGCAGCCGCUCUAUCUCGAAAAAAGAAUAUUCCCCGCCGCACUGAACGACACAUGCGUCGCCAUCGGCGUGAACGCCAAGAAAGAGAGAAAAAUCCAAUUUUUAGAAACGGUCGCCGAUAACUGUCCCAAAUGUCAGCGCUGCUACAUCGAGAAAAAGACAUCAUCCAACUGCGACCAACAAAACCAGAGCAACGCGACGCAGGCGUGGAACGGCAACGUCGUCUGCCAGAGCGGCAAAGGUGGCUGGUAUCCAGCCGCUGUUUUUCGGGACAUGGACGAGAACUGCGGCUUCUCGGGCAAACAAAUUCUCAACAGCAUAGACUACGUGCACGCUCACCUUUCGGAAGCCAUAGACGACACUGCCAAACCCACCAAGAAGUUCCAGUGCGAGGGCUUGAGAUGUAAUUUCGGCAAGUGUCUGCCGUUCGCGAGCAUCUGCGACGGUAUUCGCGACUGUCCCGACGGCGCCGACGAGGAGCCCAACCGCUGCAAACAGCUCAGGCGCGACUGCGGCACCGGCUACAAACAGAAGGAGUGCAAGUGCGACAAGUCCGAGAUGACCUGCGGCAACGGCUCGUGCGUACCCAAGGAGAAGUUCUGCGACGGCGUGAAGGAUUGCGCGGACGGCACGGACGAGCCGCGCAACUGCACCUGCGCCGAGUACCUGAAGGUCACCGAGCCCAAGCGUCUGUGCGACGGACGCCGCCACUGCCUGGACAAGACCGACGAGAGCCCCGCGCUCUGCCGCUGCAAGGACUCGAGCUUCAAGUGCAGCAGGAGUAUUCUCAACGGAGGAAUCCCGUGCGUACCGCAGGAUUUCGUUUGCGACGGAGAACGCGACUGUCCGCAAGGCGAGGACGAGCGUGACGAGAUGUGCUACGUUAUCAAACGCGAAAGAAACGAUCCACCGGGAACGGGCGAGGUUCUGCGCUACACGUACGGCGUGAAGCACACCGAGUGCCUGGCCGAGCCCGUACAGAGCCAGCAGAACGUCACCCAGGUCUGCAAGAGGAUGGGCUACACGUCCGGCAUCCAGACGGAGUCCUACAAGCCGACGGAGUCGCAGUACGUGCCGCGCAACGACUACUACAUGUUCACCCUGAAUCCGCACGCGUACGUGGUGAUGCGCGACGACAGGUCACUCGGCGUCUGGAAGAAGCCCGAGACACCCUGCUACAGGCUAUUCGUUCAUUGCUUGUAACCGUGUCGCCGCGGCGAUCGCUCGUAUGUAAUUGUCACCGCCGCCAGGAUAUAAUAUAGGUUUUAACGAGUCAUCCGUUUCAUAUCACUCCGAUCGAUUGUUUAGAUAGUAUAAG
This is a messenger RNA of Trichogramma pretiosum, 4860 nucleotides long. RefSeq lists its product as uncharacterized. The coding region runs from base 150 to 4745 and encodes 1531 amino acids. Gene Ontology annotation, molecular function: protein binding. The transcript has 20 exons. The record is from RefSeq and is a predicted model, not a curated record. Lineage: Eukaryota; Metazoa; Arthropoda; Insecta; Hymenoptera; Trichogrammatidae. Gene Ontology annotation, cellular component: plasma membrane.